This is a messenger RNA of Parnassius apollo (apollo), 1419 nucleotides long. The record is from the annotation of a GenBank genome assembly. Lineage: Eukaryota; Metazoa; Arthropoda; Insecta; Lepidoptera; Papilionidae.
AUGCAUAAAACAGGUGCAACAAGAUAUCAAAAGUUUCUUAAAUCUGAAAAGGCAAAAACUAAAUUAAAAGGGAAAAAAGGUCUACCGAAAGGAACUAAUGUAACCAAAACAAAUUUUAAGGUGAAGAAAAUUGUCAUCAAGGAACAACUUAAAAAACAUGACAAUACCGAAGUUUUAUCUUCCAGAAAGCUCAAUAUUAAGGAAUUGUUAUCACGUCUUACUCAUUUUAAUACAAAUGCUAGGAUGGAAGCCUUAUCUGGUUUAAAAGAACUCAUUACCUUACAUCGCCAUUCAUUAGAAGAAAACCUUGGGAAUCUUAUUCAUGGGAUCACACCAUUAGUUUUAAAUGUGGAAAAAGUGGUACGGCGAGAGUCAGUUAAAGUAGUACACAUGUUGUUAUCUAAUGUAGAUAUUGAAAAAAUAGAUCCCUUCUUCGAUGUAUUAUCAACUUAUUUGAGAAGUGCUAUGACUCACAUUGAUAGCAGAAUUCAAGAAGAUUCACUACUAUUUCUUGAUAUAUUACUUUUGUGUACUCCAAGACUGAUAGCUAAGGAUUUUCAUAAGAUUAUACCAAAUUUCCUGGAUAUGAUAUCAAAGUUAAAAAUUGAUUCCAAGCAAGGGAGGACUCUGACUGUUAAUUUGAACAGCCAAAUUACAAGUGUUAAAUGGAGAGUAAAUGUAUUUCAUCGUUUACAGCAGUUCUUAUAUAAGUUUGCUGAACAAAAUGAAGUGUACAAAGAGGAACAGUUACUUAACAAGACCACACACACAUUUGAUGCUUUGAAUAAGAAUAACUUUCCCUUGUUUAACCCAAUUUACACAUCAAUUUGUACUGUGUCGUGCUUUUCAUCUAAGAACUCACAAAAUACAUUGAUUUCUGAUGAAGUAGAAAAGUUCGCAUCUUAUGUCGAAACAUUAAUGCCUUUACUUUUUGAAAUUUGGCUUGAAGCAUGUCCUAACAUAAAAUCAGACAAAAGCAUUGAAAGUGUUAUUACAGAAGAUGCAGCAAUAUUACUUAAACACACUCUUGAAGUAAUUUCUUUGCUUUGGAAGCUUGUUAAGCACUUCAACAAAAAGUACCCAAGUUCAAUGAUACAAAAUACCUUUACUCAAAGAUAUAGAUCUUUAUUUAGUCAACAUUUUGUUGCUUCAUUUCCUUACGUAACUAAUAUAAGAUCAAGAUUGCCAAAAAAUACUGAAUUACCAUUUGAGGACAUAAUAACAGAUCCCAAAUUAGUUGCUGAAAAUUUAGAAAUAUGCUAUUUGUAUAUUACAAUUAAUCCUAAUGUAAAUAUAAAAAGUCAUCAGGCUGAAGUUAUGUCUGUUCUUAGCUACAUCGAAAAACAUUUCUCCAAUCAUUCUCAAGAGCAAAUAACAAUGGGGCAACACAUUGGCAAUCAAGCAAUAUAUUUAAAAUGA